AUGAAUGAAUUGAUGUUUAUGACACUGUUACACACAUUUCUAUAUAUUCAGUCUUCAAAGUUACUAUCUGUUUCUUAUGGAAAUCUAUCCUACCAACAGUCAUCUACGCUACAGUUGGCACUGCCCCUUCUUCCUUCCACUGACUACCCCCACUAUCAGCACACUUUGGCUGACCGUGGUCAGCUUCAUGGUCAACCACUUGUUACUCAGACUGGCAGCACAGAACAUGGCAUCCCUUGCAGAGCCUGUCCAGAUGUCUUCACUAGCAUGGAAGAGUUAAACUAUCACAUGGAGUUUACCCAUCAUUAUGAGGAAGAGGAGGGUGAGACAUCAAGUUUUGGAGGAAAGCAAGGCACUUCAGAAUUGUUGGGCAAGUUUGCUGCCUAUGAAUGCUCCUAUUGCUCUAUAAUUGUCACAGAUUAUCCAAGCCUCAGCCUUCAUAGUAAAACUUGCCCAUCUCCCUCCUGUAGCAUGAUUUGCUUGACUUGUGGGGACAAAUUUCCCAGUAAACCUGAGAUGAGGGUACACUUAAAGUUUAUACACAGCCAUAAAACUUUUGGUUGCAAGUUUUGUGACAUGAUGUUCUCAAGUAGCUCAGGCUUGCUUAGUCACACUAAAGCUAAACAUAAGCCAGACCCGAAAACACUUUGCCAGAUUUGUGGACAAGCAUUUCAUAAUCGUGCCAAUCUAGAAGGUCAUAUGAACAUGCACAUGGGACUUAAGCCAUUUAAAUGUAAAAAAUGUGACAAAUGCUAUGGUCAUUCAAAAUCGUUGAUGACUCAUGAAAAAAACUGCAGUAAGUCACUCAGUGCAGUAGGCAAAGGGAGGUCACAAUGGAGUCGCCUGUCUUCAUCUAGGGAUAACAGUUUCUUACAUAGAGGAGAACAUUGCAUGCAGCAACCAAGUCUAGCGAACAAAAGAUCCUGCGAGCUUGAUAUACCAUCAUCUAGCCAGCCAUUUUCUUUUCCUGAUCAAUAUCAUUCAACAUUUGAUGGUGACAAAAAACUAGAGAACAACUCCAGCAUACAAGCAUCCCAGAGUUCCAGUGACUCCUACACUUAUAAUGACCCUUCCUAUCAGUCUCUUCACUCCUUAAACAUGGAAAGUAUCAGCACCGCAAGUGUGUUAAAUGACAGUGUAUUUGAUCAAGCUUCUUCGGAUUUUGUCCUCCCUCAGGUGCCUUUUGAUGUCAUGUAUCCACAUGGACUAUUACCAGAGGACAGAUAG
Messenger RNA from Biomphalaria glabrata, 1227 nucleotides. RefSeq names its product zinc finger protein 26-like. Gene Ontology annotation, biological process: regulation of transcription by RNA polymerase II. Gene Ontology annotation, molecular function: RNA polymerase II transcription regulatory region sequence-specific DNA binding; DNA-binding transcription factor activity, RNA polymerase II-specific. NCBI's taxonomy places the organism in Eukaryota, Metazoa, Mollusca, Gastropoda, Planorbidae. Gene Ontology annotation, cellular component: nucleus. The transcript has 3 exons. The record is from RefSeq and is a predicted model, not a curated record. Bases 1 to 1227 code for a protein of 408 amino acids.